GUUGUCAUCGUGACUGUCAUCCAGUAGCGUUAAAGGGGGGAAAGAGAACAGCAGAGCCGUCGCUGCUUCGUUCGUCUGAACCGUUGGGACUUGGAAAGUGGCCGGACGGGAGGGGGAGACUUGCAGCGGACCUCGGCAUUCAGCGAAGAUGGAAAUAAGUCGUUGUUGUUGGUUGUCUACUUUGUGCGCCUUCCGAGCCGCGUUGUAACGUUCAGGGCAACUUGCCGUAUAUCUGUUUUUGGUGGGUAUUUCCUCGCGCUGGGAUCCACCGGUGAGAGCUAGCUUAGCAACCAGCCGCCGAUACUGUCAGACACACAGGUACAGGACGGGAGGGUGCUCGGUGACAAAGGAAGGUGGCGAGGUGACGAUGAACCGCUUUCGGAAGUGGCUGUACAAGCCCAAGAGGACGGACCCUCAGCUCCUGGCCCAGUUCUACUACGCCGAUGAAGAGCUGAACCAGGUGGCCACGGAGCUGGACGGCCUCGACGGCCGGAAAGACCCUCAGAGAUGCACCCUCCUGGUCAACCAGUUCCGCUCUUGUCAGGACAGUGUGUUGAACAUUAUCAAUCAGAUCAUGGAUGAAUGUAUUCCCGAGGCCCGGGCCAACAGAGACUUCUGCGUCAAGUUCCCGGAGGAGAUUCGUCAUGACAACUUGGCAGGGCAGCUGUGGUUUGGGGCUGAGUGUUUGGCUGCCGGCUCCAUCAUCAUGAACAGGGAGAUCGAGAGUAUAGCAAUGAGGCCCCUAGCUAAGGACCUUACACGUAGCCUGGAGGAGGUACGCAACAUGACCAGAGACCAGGCCCUGAGAGACCUCACCUUGUACACUGACCGCAUGAAGGACGCAUUGCGACACUUCGACGGCCUUUUUGCUGAGUUUGAGCUCAGCUAUGUGUCAGCCAUGGUGCCUGUGAAGUCGCCCAAAGAAUACUAUGUACAGCAGGACGUGAUUGUGCUCUUCUGUGAGACUGUAGAAAGGGCCUUAAAGCUGGGCUAUCUCACACAAGACAUGAUCGAUGACUAUGAGCCUGCACUGAUGUUUACAAUUCCCAGACUAGCCAUUGUAUGUGGGCUGGUUGUGUAUUCAGAGGGACCUCUCAACCUAGACCGAAAAUCAGAGGACAUAUCUGAGCUCUUCCGGCCUUUUCGCACUUUAUUGAAGAAAAUCAGAGACCUCCUCCAGACCCUGACUGAGGACGAGUUGAUAUCACUAGAAAGAAAUCUGUGUAUCACCCAGGACGGAGAUCUGUCGGUAGGCCAGGGGCAGGCCAUGGACUGCUCACCAGCUCCAGUCCAAGAGAAUCCCUCGUCCUGCAGCCCUGCUAAGGACACUUACAAAGGGGAGAGUGAGGGUGAAAAAGAGCAUCUGGCUCCAUUGGUCUGCCCCAGCCAGGAGGAGGACCUGGCGGAAGUGGAAAAAGGUUGGGAGGAGGUUGAAAUGGGAGGAGAGGAGCAGGAACCGGGCCUGCUGUGCGAGGAGGCGGAGGAGGCGGAGUUGGCCUGUUCUAUGCAGUACGACGAAGAGGAACUUGAGCAGCUCAACAUGAUGGUGUACCGCGUAGGGGACGAGAUGUCCACCUUUCUGUCGCCUCCAAGCCAGGGUCACUCGCCAGCACGCAACCUCCACCGAGGAGAGGCGGGAGGCUCCAGUGGCUCUUCUAGCACCGAAGCCUCUCCACGCAGGCUCCUGGGGGGCCGGGGAAGGACAGGCAUCUAUUUAGAGGAGGAGGACAAGGUCUUCCACAUGGAGGACCUUGACGCGGAGGGAGACGGCAUCGCCAGCAUUUCAAGAGAGGCCUGUCGUUGCGUCGCCUCUCCCGCCAAAGCACACGAGUCUGCUCCUCCCGUGCAGAGCAAGCUGGGACCGCAGCCGGGCUGUGCCAGGAGCGGCCGCCGGGACUCUGCCGCCCAGUCGGAGCAGCCUUGCCCGCGGCCACGAGGCCCGAGCACUCACUGUCCCAAGGCAAAGCACCCUCCUCCUUGCACUUCUGCUCCCGGCUCUGAAUCUGUGCCUUACGCCAAUGGGUGGGAGACGGGCUUGGAGGGGACCGCGUCUGAAACGGCUGAGGUCAUCGCCCACCGCAUGGGCGGGAUGAAGCUGUCCGCCACGGUCAUCUUCAACCCUCGUUCCCCCACCUCCACGGAGCUGUCCGUGGACAAGCUGCUGCUGCCUCGGCCGGCCCCCUCUGAGAUUGAGUCCUGUGGCCCUCUGGUGGCCACUCACUGCCUUCUCAACUCCUGUGUCUGCUGCGGGAGCUGCGAGGACGGCCAUGAGGACGCCAUCGCCGCAGAGUCCACCGGACUCAGGGGCCUGGCCCUGGGGUUAGAUAACCUGUGUAAGACGGCAGCCCCCAGCGCCGUCUUCCGGUCGGCUGCUCGCCGGCUGCCCGCACAAGGUCACGAGCGUGAGCUCGCUCGGUUGACUCCGCCUUCUUCAGGCUGGUCUGCAGAGAACCUGGAAGAGGGUUCAAACUCACCGCUUUGUGAGGAGUGCCUGGUCGUGGCUCCAUGGCUGGGUCAUCCGCCUCGUGACUUUGGCUCCCGUGGAGGGGGCGGGCCCUCCCCGUGCAACCACCAGCUGAGUAACGAAAAGGGGCAGCAGGCCCCCGGAGGCCGACAGAGGGACGAGGAGACGGAUAAGGACAAGCCAGGGACUAAAGUCUUGGUCAGGACGAGCUCCAGUUUUCAGGGCUCUCCCCUCAGCUCUGUUUCAGGUAGUGACUGUGACAGUGUGUCGGUCACCACAUGUAGUCUGUCAAGCAGUCCAUACACCCCCAGCCCCGUAAGCAGUCUGACCCCCAGCUCAGGGAUGUCAGAAGACCAGGACCAUCAGGAGAUCCAGCUGGCCCUGCAAAAUGCCAAGCUGGCUGCAAGGAACAAGAUCCGAUCGCGCUUCCACAGCAGCAGUGAUCUUAUCCACCGCCUCUUUGUCUGUAUAUCAGGUGUUGCCGAUCAGCUGCAGACCAACUAUGCUAGUGACCUUCGCAGCAUCCUCAAGACUCUAUUUGAAGUCAUGGCAACCAAGUGUGAGGAGGGAGACAACGAUAACCAAAAGAAAGGACCUGUUCUGCGUAGUGCUGUGCUGGAAGACUGUGCCCUCUGUCAGGAGACCAUUUCCACAUCUGAAUUGGCAGCCAAGGCCCGGGACGGACAAUUUGAAGAUCCUCCAGACUGGGUCCCAGAUGAAGCCUGCAACUCUUGCAUUGCCUGCAAGGCUCCCUUCACAGUCAUCCGCAGGAAGCACCACUGUAGAAGCUGUGGAAAGAUCUUCUGCUCGCGCUGCUCCUCCCAUUCUGCCCCUUUGCCUCGGUAUGGCCAGGUGAAGCCUGUCAGGGUUUGCACACACUGCUACAUGUUUCACGUCACACCCUUCUACAGCGACAAGGCCGGCAUCUAACUCCACGUUGUCACCCGAAGCACACAUCCCGCCACAACAAACACAUGGAACGGACCGAUCCAGGGCUGUGCAAAGCAAUCGGCACUUUGCUCUGGUAUGCUUGGCGGUCGUCACUGUACCUGCUGAGCAGGGCCGAGCGCGAGGCCCGUUACAGACGACAAACCACAGACGAGACACGCACGCACACACGAGUGAGGAUUCAACGUGCUGUUGUUGCUUCGGAGAGGCUGGCAAACAAAUGGUUUGAUUUCAGUGCCCAGCUAACGCACAAAUGCCUGCCUGAUUCUAUAGAGGUGUAAAGGAGAGAGGGGAUAAACAGACAAGAACAUAUUUUGAACUGGCUUUGUGCAAGAAGCCUCUCUAGCAGUUUGCAGCACAAAUUGGGAACAGGUCACAUUGUUUGAUUUGUCUCUAGGUGUAAAUGAAAGGACUUGUGAAAUAUUUUCCUAUGCUUUUGCGAGCUUCCUACAUCUGUGCCAGGACUCCCACAGGACUUGGAUUACUCAAAAGAAUGUAAAUCAUGAUACCCAUGUAAAAAGGAUUAAUCUGGUAAUAGCUAAACUAUGAUGUCUUCAGUACACAUUUGCUAUUUAUAUCGGAACUGGAAAGAAAACCCCACCACACCACCAGUCCUUUUUAAAGCAAAAAUGAAAAACAGACGGCUUUUAUAUUAAGAUUAUUUAAUGCUCUUUUAAUGGCAAUGAAUGUACAAUUCACUUUGUGAAUAUGCGUCACGGUUACAAAAAGGUUAAACGUUGAGCUCUUUAUGGCUUUGCCCACGGCAUGUAUGUUUCCUCUGAGGACUGCACACUGAGACGGUUAAAAGGGAUCCCCGAGUCAUCACAUUCGGCUCCUGAAGGCCCUUCCGAGUGGAGAGGUGACCUCGACCUUGCUCAGUGCCCUCAUCGCAAUGUUGUUUACUAUUGUGUCCUGAACCAGAGGCCUUCUAAAGUGCCGGCCUAGGGACUACAGGCCGAUUGUUGCCCAUGGAUUUCCCUUCCUACUCGUGCUAAAGUGCAAUAUGACGACUAAUUGCAAUGGUCCCGCACAUUUUAGAGACAACACUUGGCUAUUUAAAUUGUAGUAAAAGGCCAAUUUUGAGGCGAUGAGUGCAGAUUUUCCUUUAUACUAGAAUAUUUGUGCCGUUGGUUCUGGUUGGAUUGUUAGACAGGAUUGGAUAUUUCGUUUCCAGAUGACAUCAUUUGCACCGGUCUUCCUUUCUGCUUUUUGAACCCGCUUCCACUGAUAAACACGAAGUAUCUUCCAUGCUCGUGAUAACACGCAGUUUGUGUCUGAAAGGGUCAAAAAUAUGGAUUUUUGGGCAAGACCAAACUAUCACAUGUCCAUUCUGCCCUCACCUAAGCAGUUUCUUAGGCAUUGCAUAAUAGAAACCACACAUUGCUCUUCGAUCAAUUUAUUUUCAGCAAAAUUGUAUGAACUCACUUUUUUUCUUUUUUUAUAAAGAACAAAAAUGUGAAGCUAUUAUUACUAUAAUGUAUAAUACAAGUAAUUAUUCAGUAAUUAGCGGGUGGUUCCUCCACUUAUUGUUUCAAAGUUUGGUCUUAUUUUGUAAAAAUAAUCUUCAUGAUGAGAGCUGUGUAAAAUCAACAAAUGAAUUAUGUUAUAUAGUUUUAAAUGCGAUUGUAUAUUGAAAUAAAUUUACUUUUUCCUGU
This is a messenger RNA of Pungitius pungitius (ninespine stickleback), 5067 nucleotides long. RefSeq names its product zinc finger, FYVE domain containing 28 (gene zfyve28). Gene Ontology annotation, biological process: negative regulation of epidermal growth factor-activated receptor activity. Gene Ontology annotation, molecular function: metal ion binding. The coding region runs from base 368 to 3394 and encodes 1008 amino acids. Lineage: Eukaryota; Metazoa; Chordata; Actinopteri; Perciformes; Gasterosteidae. The transcript has 14 exons. Gene Ontology annotation, cellular component: early endosome membrane. The record is from RefSeq and is a predicted model, not a curated record.